GACAUGGCUGCGCUGAUGCUGAGAGGGGUUCGGGAGCUGCUGCAGCGUGUGGACUUCGCGACUGUCCCGCGAAGAUAUCGAUAUAAGAGGAAAUGGGCUGCCACAGAGCCCAAAUUCCCUGCUAUUCGACUGGCUCUGCAGAAUUUUGAUAUGACCUACAGCGUGCAGUUUGGGGAUCUUUGGCCAUCGAUCCGUGUCAGUCUCCUCUCAGAGCAGAAAUAUGGUGCUCUGGUCAAUAACUUUGCUGCUUUGGAUCACGUGAUUGCUAAGCUGGAGCAGCUGAGUGCUAGGGACUUUGUGAAUGAAGCCAUCUCCCACUGGGAACUGGAGCCUGAUAGCGGCCAAUCUGCAGCCCCAUCCCCAGCCUCCUGGGCCUGCAGUCCGAACCUUCGAUGCUUUACUUUUGCCAGAGGGGAUGUCAGCCGCUUCCCUCCUGCCAGACCUGGCAGCCUGGGUGUCAUGGAUUACUACCUGAUGGAUGCCGCCUCCUUGCUGCCUGUCUUGGCCCUUGGCCUGCAGCCCGGGGACACCGUGCUUGACCUAUGUGCAGCCCCUGGGGGAAAGACACUAGCAUUGCUUCAGACUGGCUGUUGCCGCAAUCUUGCUGCCAAUGAUAUCUCUACUUCCCGAACAGGCAGACUACAGAAAGUCCUUCACAGCUAUGUGCCUCAAGAUAUCAGGGAUGGGAAUCGAGUUCGAGUUACCUCAUGGGAUGGCAGGCAUUGGGGAGAACUAGAGGGGGACACAUAUGACCGGGUGCUGGUGGAUGUGCCCUGUACCACAGACCGCCACUCCCUUCAUGAGGAGGAGAACAAUAUCUUUCAACGGUCAAGGAAGAAGGAGCGACAGAUGUUGCCUAUGCUGCAGGUGCAGCUUCUCACAGCUGGAGUCCUUGCCACCAAACCAGGAGGCUACAUCGUCUAUUCCACCUGCUCACUCUCACACUUACAGAACGAGUAUGUGGUGCAAGGCGCCAUUGAGCUACUGGCCAAUCAAUACAGCAUCGAGGUUCAGGUGGAAGACCUGACUCACUUCCAAAAGCUUUUCAUGGACACAUUCUGUUUCUUCCCAUCCUGCCAGGUUGGGGAGCUAGUAAUGCCAAACCUCAUGGCCAAUUUUGGGCCUAUGUACUUUUGCAAAAUGCGUAGACUGACAUAGCAUCACCCCAUCCCUGAAGUAGGAAGACAAAAGGUGUUCUCUUUUGGAGGCAUCAGAAACUGGAAACUGAAACCAGUGGCAGAGAUGCCCUCUGGGUCCUGUCCUCAUCCUGUUUGAGUCUUUCUGCAGACAGUUUUCAGCAGUAGGAAGUAGGAGUUUUUCUGUCCUGCUCUCCAAUUGUGAAGCAUCAGCAGGUUUCUAAUUCACUUAUUACUCCCAUCUCUAAGCCCGUGCUAAAGCUUCCUGCCCCUUCGGAGCUUAGAAGAAGGAGCCAGUGAGCAGGCACACUUUAAAACUGUAAACAUGGAAGGAAGCAUUUAGCCAAUAAAAUUGUUGAAGCUCCAAAGAGCUGGGGAUGUAGUUGGGGGCUUCAUGUCAAUCCAAUUACCAUUAGUUCUAUUUAUACCAGCUGCUGCUGCCAAGCACUAGUUCUGAGGUGCCCAAAGCCCAGGAUCUCAGCAUGGUUACAGGUCUCUGAUUACAGAGCCCCUCUCACACUUGAGGUGAGUUCCACCUGAUGAGCUUUGAACAGCCAACAGCCCCAAACAAGCCAACCUAGUUUUUCCAUAUGGCCAAUGAUCUAGUUUAAGGAACAAGUAAAUAAUAGUGUUAAGCCAGUGCAUAAUAAUCUACUUACGAACUCACACUGAGAAAGCUCUCCUGAGCUGGAUAAUUCUGGCCAUUCCUUUUGCUGUCAACAGCACUACUGCCCAUAUGUGGCUAGGAAAGCUGCUUCUGCCACAGGCUGUCAUACUCUUGUAUGUUUCUUCCUUCGUUUGUGCAUAUUGAGCUCCCGUAUGACAGAUAGCUAGGGAGCUGUUGGAGAUGUAGCAGUUGGGAUUGUGGGAGAUAAUCAGACCUCAUCCUUCGGAAUGGCAGCUCCUCCUUUUGCUUUCUGAGCACUUAGGAAAAUUCUGAUGUUUUGUUUUGUUAUAUUCUGGGUUUUUUGUUCUUAUUUCUAGUCUGUGCUGAGCUCUGGUGCCUGUUCUUUGGCCCACUCCCAAGUCCCUCAGAGCUCUUCCUUCAGCAUAAAAGGGCUUUACCUCACACCAUGUGUAUUCAGGGGCAACAUUAUAUCAUUUACUGACUGCAUGCUAGUUAUGUUGUUUUUGUAACUUUAGCCAAAAGAAGGUAACCAUUGGCAGGGAUAUUAAAAAUUACUUAUGGUUACUUGCAGAUAAUUUUUUAUUAAAAAAUUUUUUUUCCCUGAAAAACCAGCCCUUGUACAAAAAAGGGUGCCUAACUUUAGAAUACUUGACGGUUUUUUGGCUCUUCCUACUUUCCUUAUCCCACCUCUUCCUCCUUUUCUUCCUCUUCCUGCCACUCCUUUUGUCCUUUAUGCCUUACUUGCUGAUCCUUAUUUGGGCAUUUGAGGUGUCAGUUGAGAAAGGCUUUAGCUGAGGUUAAGCCUUCCCGUUUUUUAGGAUUUGCAUUGUAACUGAGGGCUCUGGAAAGUCUUUCAGACUCAAAAUCAAGUGAAGCUAAGAAGAUGGAGCUCCAGGGCAUAUGGUCCCCACCUGCUGUUUACUCUGUACUUUAUAUUUGCUGAGGCCGAGAGACCUCAGGUGUCUGGUCUUCUGUCCUUAGUCUCUUAGCUAUUGAGCCUGUUGCUAAUUGAAUACUAAGCAGUGAUAGUUCCAGAGGAGAGAGACUCUUGCCCCUGGGAUGUAAUUGGGGACAGAUAGAUCCAGGUAAGAAAAACAGAGAAAUACUUUGGAAAACAGUUUGAUUAUCUCCUGUAAUUGAACAUUCACCUACCCUACAAUCCAGUUUCUCCAAUGCUAGAGAUAGAUCCUAGAGAAAUUCAUAUAUAUACACCAGGAAAUGUGUACAAGAAUGUUCAUUAGAGCCCUGUUCACAAAAGCAAAAGCCUGAAAGUAGCUCAAAUGCCCAUGAGCAAGAGAGUGGAUGAAUAAAAUGGAAUAUUUGCACAGUGGAAUAUUAUACAAUUGUCAAAACAAAUGAACUAUAGUGAUACAUAAUAUAGAUGUACCUUAGCAAUAAAAUAUUAAGUGAAAAGGUUUAAUCCUA
Messenger RNA from Cynocephalus volans (Philippine flying lemur), 3189 nucleotides. It is a transcript of the gene NSUN4, whose product is annotated as NOP2/Sun RNA methyltransferase 4. The coding region runs from base 4 to 1158 and encodes 384 amino acids. The record is from RefSeq and is a predicted model, not a curated record. The transcript is spliced from 6 exons. Gene Ontology annotation, biological process: RNA methylation. Lineage: Eukaryota; Metazoa; Chordata; Mammalia; Dermoptera; Cynocephalidae. Gene Ontology annotation, molecular function: RNA methyltransferase activity.